CCUUCUUUUUUUUUUUGUUUUACAGGAAACAUGUCUGAUAAAUAUAAAAACCUCAAGGUUAAAGAACUUCAAGAAAUUCUACAAAAGAACGGUCUUCCUCAUACCGGUAAGAAAGAAGAACUUAUUGAACGAUUGGUAAAACACGAUGAACACAAAGCUCUAGAAUUGGAAUCACUGGAAGCUGAAUUUGGUAACUUGGAAGAAUAUGAUGACUCAAAGAUCAAUCUAGAUGAACUUGUUGAUCCUGAACUUCGUUCUUUCCCACCUGAGAAGAAGGAUGAUGUUAAACCAACAGAAUCAGCUAGUACUAAUACUACUACGACGAACAUUCCAAAUAAAACUAAUAUCGGCAACAGCAGUGACACAACUAAAACUAGCUCAGCUGAACCUAUUGUAAAAGAAGGCUCCAACUUCAAAUUUACCCCAAUUGUUUUCGACAUAAAGACAAAUACUGCUACAUCUACGAACGGUAAUACAGCAUCCUCUCCGAAAAAAGCUAGUGAACCAUCUUCUGCAACAACUGAUGCUGAACGAAAGUUGGAACGGGCAAAACGAUUUGGUGUUCAAGUCAAUGAAAAAACAAAACAAGAAUUACGAGCUGCUAGAUUUGGUAUCCAAAAACCUUCAACUCAAACUAAGAAGCCGAUAACAAAGGGUCUGGAUCCUGAAGUACUCAAAAAGCGAGCAGAAAGGUUUGGAUUACCUGACAAGAACACAAAAUCAGCAAAACCAUCAACCACAUUGUCACCUGAAGAAGAAGAAAAGAAAAGAAAAAGAGCAGAACGAUUUGGAAUUGAUGUCAAUAAAAAACAAAAAAGUUAGAUAUUCCCCCCUUUCCAUCUUCACAUCAUGAUGUUUGUAUUCUUAGUUAUUUGUUUAUUCUUUUUUCUCAUUUUUAAUAAAUUACAUUUGUCAUGAUUCUAUAGUAUCCUUUUUUUUUCAUUUUAGACUUGUUUAUCCCAUGUCAUUCCAUAGUUUUUGUCAUAAAACUAACUCAAUAUUCAUCAUCAUCAACCAUCAUAACAUUAUUCUCAUCAAUCAGAGUUUGUCAAUCAUAACAUAUCACCCAUCGAUCAUACAGCAUUUGAAGUAGCAACGCCAAAAAAA
Messenger RNA from Halteromyces radiatus, 1107 nucleotides. RefSeq lists its product as uncharacterized. Gene Ontology annotation, biological process: poly(A)+ mRNA export from nucleus. The coding region runs from base 31 to 822 and encodes 263 amino acids. NCBI's taxonomy places the organism in Eukaryota, Fungi, Mucoromycota, Mucoromycetes, Mucorales, Cunninghamellaceae. Gene Ontology annotation, cellular component: nucleus. The record is from RefSeq and is a predicted model, not a curated record. The transcript is spliced from 5 exons.